Molecule: messenger RNA, 306 nt
Organism: Microthlaspi erraticum
Lineage: Eukaryota; Viridiplantae; Streptophyta; Magnoliopsida; Brassicales; Brassicaceae
Source: the annotation of a GenBank genome assembly
AUGAGAGAGGACCAAGGAUUGAGAAGCCACGUCUUGAGAGGGCUAGAGUUGAGAAACCACGUUCUGAUAGGCCAAGAGCUGAGACUUGUUCAAGCCCCUUGUGUGCUUGAUGAAGAGAGCCUUCAAGCUUUGUUUGAUGAGCCACUAGGAAGGGCUCUAAAAGAAGGGGAGGAUGUAGCCUCUAAGGCAAGACCAGGUGAUAAAAGAAAGGAUCCACCAGCUCAGGCCCCUUCAGUCAAGCCAUCUCAGCUCACAAUGACUUGUUCCCCACCAAGUUUGAAAAUGGGAAGAUUGAGUACAAGAUAA